UGAUGUGUAGCCGGUACUAUGGCGCUGCGACGGCUGUUCGUUUGGUGUGUCGGGUUGGGUUUCCUCAGCCUCGGCCUGUGUCCCCUGGACGCUGCUCCCGCCCGGGCCAACAUCAGCUGCUGGACUUGCAGAGCGCUCUUCACCGCCCUGGACUUCGCUUUGCAGCUGAAGACCGGUGCAGAUGAGGUGGGGCUUGUGGCUAUGGAGUUGUGCAUCCAUCUGAAGCUCGCACCUCAGAACAUCUGUUCCCAAGCCAUCAAACUCUUUGAACACGAUGUGAUUAGUGCUUGGGUCAAUUCCAUCCUGAAGCCGUCCGAGAUCUGUGGACUGCUGGUGGGCCGUGAUUGUGGCCACUGGGAUAUCUACUCCAACUGGAGUGUGGCUCUCCCCAGCACUCCGAAGCCUCCAGUUGUCCCUCCGAAACCGCCUGGCCCAGGAGUGCCGGUCACCAGGGUGCUGUUCCUCACCGAUGUUCACUGGGACAGGGAUUACACUGUGGGAAGUAAUCCGGACUGCCGAGACCCUCUGUGCUGCCGGACCGGAUCAGGAACGCCCCACUCACACCAGCGUGGUGCCGGCAGGUGGGGGGAGUACAGUAAGUGUGACCUCCCCCUGCGCACCAUCGAGAACCUCCUGCAGCACCUGCAGUCUGAGCACUACGACGUGGUGUACUGGACUGGUGACAUCCCAGCCCACAACGUCUGGCAUCAGACCCGGGGAGACCAGAUCCUUGCCCUUAAUACCAUUACUCGGCUCAUCCGUCAUUACCUGGGCAACACUACAGUCUACCCAUCCGUCGGCAACCACGAGAGCACACCAGUCAACAGUUUCCCCCCGCCCUUCAUCCACGGCAACGAGUCAUCUGCCUGGCUCUACAGUGCCAUGGUCCAGGCCUGGAAGCCCUGGCUAUGCCAGAGUGCCUUGGACACCCUCAGGCGCGGAGGCUUUUACACAGCAAAGGUGCAGCCAGGACUCCGGCUCGUCUCCCUCAACAUGAACUACUGCUCUCAUGAGAACUUCUGGCUGCUGGUGAACUCAACAGAUCCGGCUGAUCAGCUGCACUGGUUGGUCAACAUCCUGCAGGAAGCAGAAGAAUGUGGCGAGAAGGUCCACAUCAUCGGCCACAUCCCCCCCGGCCUCUGCAUGAAGGUCUGGAGUUGGAAUUACUAUCGCAUUGUUAACAGGUACGAGGGGACCAUUGCCGCCCAGUUUUUCGGCCACACCCACGUUGAUGAGUUUGAGGUGUUUUACGAUGAGGAGACAUUGAGCCGUCCGCUUUCUGUAGCGUUCAUCGCCCCAAGUGUCACCACCUACAUCAACCUCAACCCUGGGUAUCGGAUUUAUCAGGUUGAUGGCAAUUACCUGGGGAGCUCGCGAUCGGUGCUGGAUCAUGAGACUUACAUCCUGAAUCUGACCCAGGCCUAUGCGAGUGGGCGCCCCAGCUGGACUCUCCUAUAUCGACUGCGGGAAGCCUACGGCAUGGACUGGGCCUUCCCUGCUGACUUUAAUCACCUCAUCACUCGCUUCCAGAAGGAGGAGCGUCUCUUCCAGUUGUACUGGUUCCUGUAUCACAAAGGCCACACUGCAGAGCUGUGCAAGGACGCCUGCAAGACGGCCACCAUUUGUGCCCUCCGCACCGGCCGUUCAGACGACCCUGAACUUUGCCGGGAUCUGCUUGAGGAGCUGGAUUAUGGACAGAUUCAGAGGGCCUGGAAACUUCGGAGAAUGUGCUGAACCGUGUCAGACUAACCAGUGAAUCUCAGGACCAGUCAACCUCCAACCAUUUGUACGAUAGCGGGCAGGAGUGAGGGGAGAGGCAGCAGGCACCCAGGCACUGGGUUCCAAGGCCUUGCAGUUCCGGGGGUAGUGAUGGUGCAAAAUGGGGGAUGAACCGAUACCUAAUGUCUUUGAAACACCAGUGUGGUGAUGAGACAAAGCAUCCUGAAGUCCAUUCACCCCACCCACACCCACAUCCCCCUGCACCCAACUAGCCUCCUCUGUCCCUUCCUGCACCCAGACCAGUCUCUCUUACCCCCAUCUCCCUUUCUUACCCCCUGCACCCUGACCAGUCUCUCUUACCCCCUGCACCAGACGUCUCUCUUACCCCCUGCACCAGACGUCUCUCUUACCCCCUGCACCAGACGUCUCUCUUACCCCCUGCACCAGACGUCUCUCUUACCCCCUGCACCAGACGUCUCUCUUACCCCCUGCACCAGACGUCUCUCUUACCCCCUGCACCAGACGUCUCUCUUACCCCCUGCACCAGACGUCUCUCUUACCCCCUGCACCAGACGUCUCUCUUAUCCCCUGCACCAGACGUCUCUCUUAUCCCCUGCACCAGACGUCUCUCUUACCCCCUGCACCAGACGUCUCUCUUACCCCCUGCACCAGACAUCUCUCUUACCCCCUGCACCCAGACCAGUCUCUCUUACCCCCUGCACCCAGACCAGUCUCUCUUACCCCCUGCACCCAGACCAGUCUCUCUUACCCCGUCUCCCUUUCUUACCCCCUGCACCAGACCAGUCUCUCUUUCCCCCGUCUCCCUUUCUUACCCCCUAUAUCCAGACCAGCCUCUUCCUGCUACCCACUCUUCAUCUCCCUCUUCACCCAGCUCACCUCUCUUGCCUCAGCCUCCCUCCAUUGAAGGGACCAGUUCCAUGGGAUUCCCGUGCGGUGAUUGUCCGUGCAUUGGUCCCAGGCUCAGGGACAGUUGGAAAGGGUGGAGGUGUUCAUUUCCUCACAUCGUCUUCAUCAGGAUCAGUCUGCUGAUCUGUCCCGAGCUCUGCAGGCCAGAGGGAACUUUUUUACACGAGACAGUUGCUGAUUUUCACUCCUCUUGUGUGUGGGUGUGAAGAUUAGAAUAGCUGAACUGUCCUGACAGUGACAUCUUUCAGUGCAGAACCUGCAGAGCUUCCGAGAGUGGAGCUGUGUGUGAUGGGACAGUGUGGAGGGAGAUUCACUCUGUGUCUGACCCCAGGAGUGUGUGAUGGGACGGUGUGGAGGGCGAUUCACUCUGUGUCUGACCCCAGGAGUGUGUGAUGGGAUGGUGUGGAGGGAGUUUCACUCUGUGAGUAUGUGAUGGGAUGGUGUGGAGGGAGAUUCACUCUGUGUCUGACUCUGUGAGUGUGUGAUGGGACGGUGUGGAGGGAGCUUCACUCUGUGUCUGACCCCGGAACGGUGUGGAGGGAGCUUCACUCUGUGUCUGACCCCGGGAGUGUGUGAUGGGACGGUGUGGAGGGAGCUUCACUCUGUGUCUGACCCCGGGAGUGUGUGAUGGGAUGGUGUGGAGGGCGAUUCACUCUGUGUUUGACCCCGGGAGGGUGGGACGGAACAGUGUAGAGAGAGAUUCACUCUGUGUCUGACCCUGGGAGUGUGUGAUGGGACGGUGUGGAGGGAGGUUCACUCUGUGUCUGACCUCUUUUUCUUUCCAUACAAAAUAUCUUUAUUACCAAUUCAGUGUUACAUAUACAAAACAGUGACUAACACAAUUACUUCACUAUAAAUAGAGAAUACACAUUAAACCAAAAUGUUUCCAUCUCUAUCAAUGAUGGCAUUUACACCCCGCGGAGCCCAGCGGUCCCAGAACACCUCUAAGGUCGCCGUGGACUGUGUGUGUCCCUUCUCCAUAUUUACCCAGACACGAACGUACCCCCUAAAUUUCGCCAGGCAGUCUUCCCGGGCAGAUCCUCCCGCCACCCGUUUCCAAGACCCACGGAUGGCUGAUUUCGCCAGCCCCAGGAACAGGUUAACAAGGACAUUCUCAUCCCUCCGUGACCCCUCCUUACUGUAUGACCAUAUAUAAAUAGGGUGGGGCUAAAAUGCAACCAGAAGGUGAGAAGCAGCCCACCCAGAUACGCAAAAAGGGGUUGCAGCCAUACGCACUCCAUGUACAUGUGGUACACAGUCUGUGUCUGACCCUGGGAGUGUGUGAUGGGACAGUGUGGAAUGAGCUUCACUUUGUGAGUGUGUGAUGGGAUGGUGUGGAGGGAGAUUCCCUCUGUGUCUGACUCUGAGUGUGUGAUUGGACGGUGUGCAGGGCGAUUCACUCUGUGUCUGACCCCGGGAGGGUGGGACGGAACAGUGUAGAGAGAGAUUCUCUCUGUGUCUGUCCCCAGGAGUGUGGGACGGAACAGUGUAGAGAGAGAUUCUCUCUGUGUCUGACCCCGGGAGAGUGUGAUGGGACGGUGUGGAGCGAGAUUCUCUCUCUCUGACCUGUGUGGUUCCUGUGCUGCUAUGUGUUCCUUCGUUAAAUGUGUGUGAUAACUCUGUUCUACCUGCACUAACGUAAUUCACUUUAAUGAACUUGAAUUCGUGCCAAUACUUCUAGAUUGAAGCCUUGAACCGUAAUUAUGAAUGUUUGAGUGAUAAUCUGAUGAAAUCGAGUGCAGUGAUGAUUAUACUGAUCAAAUGGUGUGUGUUCCAGACAGAUGCAAUAAACACUCAUUA
Molecule: messenger RNA, 4446 nt
Organism: Hypanus sabinus (Atlantic stingray)
Lineage: Eukaryota; Metazoa; Chordata; Chondrichthyes; Myliobatiformes; Dasyatidae
Gene: smpd1
Product: sphingomyelin phosphodiesterase 1
Exons: 6
Coding region: 19-1734 (571 amino acids)
Biological process (GO): sphingomyelin catabolic process; ceramide biosynthetic process
Cellular component (GO): lysosome
Molecular function (GO): acid sphingomyelin phosphodiesterase activity
Source: RefSeq, a predicted model, not a curated record